UCUUCACUCCUUCUGUAACAGAUCGCCGGUUAUCUUUCAUCGCUAUUGCUCUCCGGUGCCGGAGAUUCUCUUCAUUUGUUAACAGUGGCCGCCGGAGUGACCGGACUGAUCGAUAUAUCGGCAGAAUCUACUUCAUUCCGUCAUGGACGCAGCUUCUCAGCUCGUCUGCUGCGGAAUCGAUCCUCUUCAUCGUUCUCUAUCUUCCCGUCGCAAUUUCCUUUCGUCGACUCGUAUCUAUCAGUCUCCUGACAACCUCAAUCGAAGUGGAAGACGGAAGAACGUCACAAGAGCCGUCGCAACUGAACCGAAACCAGUCGAGGCAGCUCCGAAAGUAGUGAAUGGAUCUGCAAGGCCGGAUGUAAAUGGAGUUUCAACGAGAAUGAAAGACGUUUCUAAGGAAAUUCAGAGAGUUAGAGCACAGAUGGAAGAAGAUGAGCAAUUGGCAUCGCUUAUGAGGGGUCUUAGAGGUCAAAAUAUUCAAGAUAGCCAGUUUGCGGAUGAGAAUAUUCAGCUUCGUCUUGUUGAGGUUAAUGAAUCUAGUGAGUCUUUGCCUUCGGUAUAUGAUCCUGCUAGCAUCUCUGCAUACUGGGGUAAACGGCCACGUGUUGUUGCAACUCGGAUAGUGCAGUUGCUAUCUGUUGCUGGAGGCUUCCUUUCUAGUAUUAUCUUCGAUGUGAUAAAUAAGAAGGUCAAAGAGAAUGAAGUUGCUCGGGCAAUUGAAUUAAGAGAUAUAGUAACAUCUUUGGGACCUGCUUACAUAAAGCUUGGGCAAGCAUUAAGCAUUCGACCAGAUAUACUGUCACCUGUUGCUAUGACUGAGUUGCAGAAGCUUUGUGAUAAGGUCCCAUCAUUUCCAGAUGAUAUUGCUAUGGCUCUUUUAGAGGAGGAGCUGGGUGAACCGUGGUCUAACAUCUACUCUGAAUUGAGUCCUUCUCCAAUUGCAGCUGCUUCUCUUGGACAAGUUUACAAAGGACGGUUAAAAGAAAAUGGAGAUUUGGUUGCUGUUAAAGUGCAGAGACCAUUUGUUCUUGAGACAGUCACAAUUGAUUUAUUUGUCAUACGGAAUUUAGGAUUAUUCCUUCGGAAGUUUCCUCAGGUCUCUAUUGAUGUGGUUGGGUUGGUCGAUGAAUGGGCUGCCCGUUUUUUCGAGGAGCUGGAUUAUGUGAAUGAGGGUGAAAAUGGCAUGAUUUUUGCUGAAAUGAUGAAAAAGGACCUUCCACAGGUUGUUGUUCCAAAAACCUACAGAAAGUAUACAUCAAGAAAAGUUCUUACCACUCAGUGGAUAGAUGGGGAAAAGCUUUCUCAAAGUACAGCCAGUGAUGUUGGAGAUCUGGUCAAUGUUGGAGUCAUAUGCUAUUUAAAGCAGUUGCUUGAUACUGGUUUUUUCCAUGCUGAUCCUCAUCCUGGCAAUUUAAUCCGUACACCGGAUGGAAAGCUGGCUAUACUUGAUUUUGGUCUCGUCACUAAAUUGAAAGAUGAUCAGAAAUAUGGGAUGAUUGAAGCUAUUUCACAUCUCAUUCAUCGAGAUUAUGAUGCCAUUGUCAAAGAUUUUGUGAAACUUGAAUUCAUUCCAGAGGGCGUAAAUUUAGAGCCUAUCUUGCCUGUCUUAGCCAAGGUUUUUGACCAAGCACUUGCGGGCGGGGGAGCUAAAAGUAUCAACUUUCAAGAGCUGGCAUCAGACUUGGCUCAAAUAACGUUUGAUUAUCCAUUCAGGAUACCUCCUUAUUUUGCUCUUAUAAUAAGAGCAAUAGGCGUGCUAGAGGGCAUAGCUUUAGUGGGAAAUCCUGAAUUUGCAAUUGUAGAUGAAGCAUAUCCUUAUAUUGCACAGAGACUGCUGACAGAUGAAUCACCUCGUCUAAGAACUGCUCUUCGGUACACAAUAUAUGGGAAAUCUGGCGUUUUUGAUGCUGAAAGAUUCAUAGAUGUGAUGCAAGCCUUUGAGAGUUUCAUAAGUGCAGCCAAAAGUGGAGGAGGGGAGAGUCUCAAUGGGGAUAUGGCUGAACUUGGCCUUCUGCAAAGACAAGGGAACACUGCUUUACCUGGAUUUUCUUUGAUCACAACCGAUCUGCAGAAACCAGUCCAAACUAGAGCUGCACUAGCGUUUAUACUAUCGGAGAAGGGAAACUUCUUUAGAGAAUUCCUCUUGGACGAGAUUGUGAAGGGCAUUGAUGCUGUGGCAAGAGAACAGUUGAUUCAAAUAAUGGCAGUCCUAGGGUUCGGGAAUGGUAUCCCCCGGGUUUUCAGUAUGAUUCCUACUUUUGGACCAGUUAAACCUGUGGCUCUUUUACCCACCAUAACACAAGAAGACAGAAUCAUAUUGAACAAUGUUCAAAAGAUCAUUGAAUUCCUGACUGCUGGGAGUUCUGCUUCAUGGUCACCUAACAAGGGCCCUACAAAUGUGGCUCAGGUGGUACAGGAACUUUUGCCUAUAUUACCCGGUUUGACUGUCAAUGUGCUGCCUGAAAUUAUGGGGCGAUUGAGUUCCCGGAUAAUGGCUCGAUUGGUUCGCGAUGCUUUCUUGUAGAUCAAGCAGCAUAAUUGUGUAUACAUAUGUAAGUAAAGCUAAUCUUCUUUACUUUUAAGGAGAAAUUAAGCAAUUAAUUAUAGUUACUUGUAUACCUCAUUUUUUAUUAUUAAAUCUGCCUCACCUUAUUCUAGAUUUAUUGACAAUUUUCUUUGUACAAUAAUUAAAUAGCCAUUUCGGCUGUUGGAGCAGCUAUGUAAACUAUCAAUGAGAAAGAAAUGUUAAAAAUAAUUAAUUUC
Impatiens glandulifera is the source of this 2763-nucleotide messenger RNA. RefSeq lists its product as uncharacterized. Gene Ontology annotation, cellular component: chloroplast. The record is from RefSeq and is a predicted model, not a curated record. The transcript has 13 exons. Gene Ontology annotation, molecular function: protein kinase activity; ATP binding. Gene Ontology annotation, biological process: protein phosphorylation. NCBI's taxonomy places the organism in Eukaryota, Viridiplantae, Streptophyta, Magnoliopsida, Ericales, Balsaminaceae. The coding region runs from base 143 to 2524 and encodes 793 amino acids.